GGGAAUUGGGAAGGGGAAGACCGACGGGAUGGUCGGUGGGUUCGUUCUUGCGCUUAUUUUGCUGUCCGCUCUGGCCACAUUGAUACCCCUUGCUUGUCUGAGCUCAGUCAGGUUGGAAAUAUUUGUGUUUUACAUUUCACCCCUCUGUCGCGAUAUGCUUGAUCUUGCUUGUAUCUCGGACGGGAGACACUCCCCUUCAUUGUAACUAUACGACUUUUGGCGCGGGAAUAUGGGCUAUACUCCGUCUCUCAGGCGAACGUCGGACAGGUCGCCGACAUCGCUGAGGUGUGCUGAAGGGGGUGCCCAAUCCGGUUUCAGAUUAUACUUUCU
Aspergillus aculeatinus CBS 121060 is the source of this 330-nucleotide messenger RNA. RefSeq lists its product as uncharacterized. Bases 29 to 205 code for a protein of 58 amino acids. Lineage: Eukaryota; Fungi; Ascomycota; Eurotiomycetes; Eurotiales; Aspergillaceae. The record is from RefSeq and is a predicted model, not a curated record. The transcript has a single exon.